AUGUCCCAGACAAGGUACUUUUCCACUCGCGGCGGUAGCGAGACCCUCUCGUUCGACGAGGCCGUGCUCAUGGGCCUUGCCCCCAACGGCGGUCUCUACAUCCCCACCGAGAUCCCCUCGCUCCCGGCCAACUGGGAGACUGAGUGGGCCAACCUCUCGUUCCCCGAGCUCUCGCUCGCUGUCCUCUCGCUCUUUGUCCCGACCGACUCGAUCCCCACUGCCGACCUGAAGGACAUCAUCGACCGCUCGUACGCUACUUUCCGUUCGGAGGAGGUCACUCCCCUCCGCCAGACUGCUGCCAACGAGUAUGUCCUCGAGCUCUGGCACGGUCCUACCUGGGCCUUCAAGGACGUCGCCCUCCAGUUUGUCGGCAACGUCUUUGCCUACCUCCUUGAGCGCGCCAACAAGGGCAAGAGCGAGGAGGAGCACGAGCACCUGACGGUUCUUGGCGCUACUUCGGGUGACACUGGCUCUGCCGCCAUCUACGGUCUCCGCUCCAAGCCCUCGAUCACCAUCUUCAUCCUGUACCCCGAUGGCCGUGUCUCGCCCAUCCAGGAGGCCCAGAUGGCCACUGUCCCCGACGCCAACGUCUACUGCGUCUCGGUCGAGGACUCUGACUUUGACACUUGCCAGGCCAUUGUCAAGAACUGCUUUGGCGACCGCGAGUUCAACGACGCCCACCGUCUCGGCGCCGUCAACUCGAUCAACUGGGCCCGUAUCCUCGCCCAGAUCGUCUACUACUUCCAGGCCUACUUCCUCCUCCCCAAGGAGGCCCGCAAGGACAUCAACUUUGUCGUCCCCACCGGCAACUUUGGUGACAUUCUCGCCGGCUGGUUCGCCAAGCGUCUCGGCCUCCCCGUCCAGCGCCUCACCGUCGCUACCAACGAGAACGACAUUCUCGCUCGCUUCUUCGCUACCGGCCGCUACGAGCGCGACCCCACCACCGACGGCGGCGUCAAGGCCACGUACUCGCCUGCGAUGGACAUUCUCCUCUCGUCCAACUUUGAGCGUCUGCUCUGGUACCUCGCCCACGACGCGCAGGACGCCGCCACCGCCGCCCUUCCCGAGCAGCAACGCCGUGCCGCCGCCCAGGCCACCCUCAACGGCUGGAUGGACGACCUCAAGAAGAACGGCAAGGCCGACAUGGGCACCGCCGUCCGCGACAUUGCCAGCAAGGAGUUUGGCGCCGAGCGCGUCUCGGACCAGGAGACUCUUGACGAGAUCAAGAAGUACUACUCGGCCCCGGCGCCUUACGGCCCCUACGUUGUCGACCCGCACACUGCCGUCGGCCUCGCCACGCAGGAGCGCGUCGCCAAGGCCAACCCCUCGGCGACGUACGUCACCCUGUCGACCGCGCACCCGGCCAAGUUUUCUGAGGCCGUCGAGCUCGCGCUCACCAAGGAGGCCUUCCCGGCCUUCAACUUUGCCAAGGACGUGCUUCCCGAGCAGCUCGCCCAGCUCGAGGGCAUGAAGCGCCGCGUGUACAAGGUCAAGGGCGAGGAGGGCGUGCGUGCCCUUGUGGAGGCGGUCAAGCGCGGCGAGAAGCCCACCCCUUCUGCUUGA
Apiotrichum porosum is the source of this 1563-nucleotide messenger RNA. It is a transcript of the gene THR4, whose product is annotated as threonine synthase. The record is from RefSeq and is a predicted model, not a curated record. NCBI's taxonomy places the organism in Eukaryota, Fungi, Basidiomycota, Tremellomycetes, Trichosporonales, Trichosporonaceae. The coding region runs from base 1 to 1563 and encodes 520 amino acids. The transcript is spliced from 4 exons. Gene Ontology annotation, molecular function: pyridoxal phosphate binding; threonine synthase activity. Gene Ontology annotation, biological process: L-threonine biosynthetic process.